Messenger RNA from Boleophthalmus pectinirostris (great blue-spotted mudskipper), 1436 nucleotides. It is a transcript of the gene med28, whose product is annotated as mediator complex subunit 28. The record is from RefSeq and is a predicted model, not a curated record. The transcript has 4 exons. The coding region runs from base 454 to 1005 and encodes 183 amino acids. NCBI's taxonomy places the organism in Eukaryota, Metazoa, Chordata, Actinopteri, Gobiiformes, Gobiidae. Gene Ontology annotation, cellular component: mediator complex.
UGUUUGCUCAAAAAAUUAAUGUUUGGUGUUACCAUGUCAAAGUAGUUGUGUUCAAUUUAUAGAUCAACUGGUCCUUAAAUGCAUUUGUUUGUGGGGUAUUUUCAUAGAAGUCGCUCCGGUUACAUCAUUACAUUUUAUCGUAUUUUGAGAAAAAAACCCACAAAAAACAAACAAACAUCUGAUUUCUCUGAUUAGGAUCCUUCUGAAUACUCACAUUAAAUUGUGCAGUUUGUAUGUCCUUACGUAAUUUUAAGUCAGAUUUGGGUUAGUAUCUGUUCAUCAUGCAGUUAAUUUCACGAAUCUAUUAAAAUGCAUGAGUAUAUUAUUUACUAUUUAUAAAUAGUUUAUAAUAUAAUCAUGCAUGCAGUUAGGACCAUUGUCAGUAGUAUAGUGAACACCAUUGCGCAUGUGUAGGACAUACGCGCAAAAGAAAAAAAAAAGCUUUACACCAAUAUGGCGUCUUCCAUGGGUGGAAUGUUUCCUGGGCAGCAGGCUCCUGGUCAGAUUCCCGUUGGUGGUCCGGGUGGACCGAGUCAGCCGGGUUUUCCUGGUCCCGGAGUUCCAGGUCCGAGGGGGCCUGGGAGCAACACUUUGGUCGACGAACUGGAGGCUUCAUUCGAGGCCUGCUUUGCAUCCCUUGUAAGUCAAGAUUAUGUGAAUGGGACUGACCAAGAGGAAAUUCGAACUGGUGUGGAUCAGUGCAUCCAGAAGUUUCUGGAUGUGGCUCGACAGACAGAGUGCUUCUUUUUGCAGAAACGACUUCAACUGUCAGUGCAGAAACCUGAGCAGGUGGUGAAGGAGGAUGUGUCUGAGUUACGGAAUGAGCUGCAGCGGAAAGAAUUGCUGGUUCAGAAACAUUUGGCCAAACUGCACCACUGGCAGCAAGUGCUUGAGGAUGUGAGCGGACAACAGCGUAAGCCCACAGAUCUGCCUCCACCAGGACCACUGGCUUUUCUGGAGCAAGCUUCUGCCAGUCUGCCCCCUGCCCCCUUAAAACCAAACUAACUUUUUCUAAUACAUGAGCACUACAGCCACCAUCCAAUAAGAGGAAUGCACUUGCAUAUAUUUGUGGAAGUGACAAGACAAUCUUUCUGGUAAAGUUCACUAUGGAUGUGGCCCCUGCGUGUUUGUUCCAGACUGAUGAACCCUAGGAAAACUAGACUUUUAGAAAGAAAAGAUGGAUAAAUAAUGUAACUGGAACUUCACUAGGACUAAGUACACUGUGCACUGAGCAGAACAAUCCUCUUUUUACAUACAUGAACACACAGCUGUACAGCUAUCAUUUCAGAUAGUAUUGUCUUAUUUAAACUGUUUUUUUUUUUUUUGAGUUAUGUAAAUGUUUUUUUAAUACUGGGAUAUUAAAUCAAACUACUUUCAAUAGAUUGCAAUGCAUGUAAUUCGUUCAGUAUUCAUUAAAGGCCUUGUGACAAACCCAA